Besnoitia besnoiti is the source of this 765-nucleotide messenger RNA. Its product is annotated as brix domain containing protein. Bases 1 to 765 code for a protein of 254 amino acids. The record is from RefSeq and is a predicted model, not a curated record. Gene Ontology annotation, molecular function: rRNA primary transcript binding; snoRNA binding. Gene Ontology annotation, cellular component: small-subunit processome; nucleolus; Mpp10 complex. Gene Ontology annotation, biological process: rRNA processing. The transcript is spliced from 5 exons. Lineage: Eukaryota; Apicomplexa; Conoidasida; Eucoccidiorida; Sarcocystidae.
AUGUUGAGGCGGACGGUUCGACUGCGGAAAGAGUAUCUUUUCCGCAAGGCGACUGAGGAGAAGGAGCGAGUUCUGGCGGACAGGAAGAGGCGCCUGAAGCAGGCGCUUGAGAGCGGGCAGCCCGUUCCCUCCGAUCUCCGCGGGCAGGCUGCCCAAAAACUGCUGCCGACGCUCGACCUCGAAGACGUCCACACCGCUCAGACAUCUUCCCACGCCGACGACGAAUACGCCUUCGCCGGGGUCGCGGAUCCCAAGGUCGUGCUCACGACUUCGCGAAAUCCGUCGAGUCGGCUGCAGCAGUUCGUGAAGGAGCUGCGCCUCAUCAUUCCAAACAGCCAGCGCAUCAACCGCGGAGGCUACGUUGUGUCCGACCUCGUGGAGCUCUGCCGCAGCAACAACGUGACGGACUUGAUCAUCAUUCACGAGCACAGAGGCCAGCCGGAUGCGAUGGUCAUUUGUCACCUCCCGCACGGGCCGGCGGCGCACUUUAAUCUCUCCAACGUCGCGCUUCGUCACGACUUGCCAGAAAAGCCCGCCAACAUGUCUGAGGCGGCGCCGCAUUUGGUGUUCCACAACUUUACUUCACGCGUGGGGAAGCGCGACUCAGAGGAGAGCCCAGGACGACUGGAGCUGGUGGAAGUUGGGCCGCGUUUCACGUUAAAGCCUUACCGCAUCGACCUGGGCACUGCAGAGAUGAAAGACGUCGAGACAGAGUGGGCGAUUCGGCCUUUCUUCAACAAACCAAAGGCUGCACUCACAGAGUGA